Molecule: messenger RNA, 2376 nt
Organism: Micromonas commoda
Lineage: Eukaryota; Viridiplantae; Chlorophyta; Mamiellophyceae; Mamiellales; Mamiellaceae
Exons: 1
Coding region: 1-2376 (791 amino acids)
Molecular function (GO): protein binding
Source: RefSeq, a predicted model, not a curated record
AUGCCGAGAAAACGUCCCAAAAAGAAUGCGGACGAUGACGGAGGGUCUGAUGAGUGCCCCCUCCUGUCGCUCGCGCACCAGGUGAUGACCCCCAUCGCGGCGCACCUCGACGGAGACGACCUGUCCGCGUUGGCGCGAACCUGCGUCGCGAUGCGUCGCCUCUGCGACGGCCCUCAAGGACGCAUCUGGUGGCGCGACGCGUGCGUCAGACUCCUCGGUAAGACCCACUGCGCGGUGCAUCUUCGCGCGUGGGGCGGACCGGACGGGGGAUACGACGACGCGAGGCUGUGGCGCCAACUCCACCGCCACGCGAGCUUCCCCGUGAGUUUCUCGUGGCACGCGGGGCUGGGCGGUUCGCUGUGGGAGGGCGUUCAGAACAAGGACGAGGCGGCGCGACGAGAGGCGCUGCGACGCGCGGAGGCUCGGCUCGGACCCCUCGAGGAGUACGACGAGGACGUCGACUGGGUCGAGCAGGAUGACGAUACCUCGUACACCGGCGCGGCGAUCCUGCCGAGGUCCGAUCGAGCGAGAGCCGACGUAGCGGAACGGGGCCCGCUGGCGGUGGCGCCGCAGCUGUCGCCCGAUCUCGCGCGCAGCGGGCACACCUCGACGCUGAUCGAUGAACUCGGACUGAUGGUCGUCGUCGGGGGCAUGAUGCUCGUCUCGAUGGUGGCGGGGGACAACGAACAUCCGCCGGCUCCGCCAGAUUUCAACGGCGGCGACGAGGGCGACGUCAAGGUGCACGCGGUGAGACUCCCGGAGAUGCAAGUCGUCGCGCCGGACGUCAUGAACUGGACGUCCGCGUCGGAGGCUCGCGACGAGGAGGAUCCGAUGUCGGCGAAAGAGCCGUGCGAGGUUCCGGCGUCGAGGUUUCGGCAUCAGACGAUCGACGCGAGCCUGCCGCUCGGCAGCCGCCUGUCUUGGAACGCCUUCGGAGACGACGGCCGGGGCUGGGGCGCCGACGGUACCGACUACUCCAAGGGCGCCACGCUCCUCGUUCACGGCGGAUACGACGGGAUCAGCCGCUGUUUCGAGAAGGUGUAUCUCCUGCGGGUCGCGCGCGAUGGGUCGCGAUGUCUGUGGGGUGACCCGGGAGCGCCGACGAACCUCGUGAACGGGGAACGAAUGCCGCGGGUGUUCCACCACACGCUGACCCGGCUGAGGAACUCGCCGAGGGCGAUAUCGAUCGGCGGACAGACCGACGAGGAUCAACGGACGCAGGAUGACCUGGGACACGGCGCGGUUCACGAGAUGAACCUCGACACGUGGACCUGGACCCGGCGCGAGACAAACGGAUGGCCGGCGAGGCAAGUCGGCGAAAUGGACGUGACUCUCACCAGCCGUUGGUUGCACAUCGCCGCGCUACGACCGCCGCGCGAACGAAGGGUGUACCGAAACUGGACGCAGUGGAACCGAAAUUCGUAUUUGUAUGCUCCCGUCCCCAGAGACACAAGAGUGAGGAAACAUUCGUACAAGGAGGCCAUGGCGGUGAUGAGUCCUUACAUGACGAAGUUGGAAAGAGCGCAAGGGGAGCAGAUCGUCAUCGUGGGAGGGUACGACGAUUCGCCAGACUCGGCCAUCGGGACGAUGGAGCCGUGGGUGCUCGACGUGGAAUCCUGGACUUGGCAUCGAAGCUAUUGGGGGCCGGAUAAUUACGAAUCACAUACGCCGGAUGGUGAAUUCAUACAGUACAUACCCGAUGGAAGGCACCGGGCGGGUUCCUGCAUGAUUGGCCAAAACUUACUGCUCGUGCACGGCGGCAUGGGUAAGUCACUUAUGUUUGGUGGGAUAAAUAUGUUGGAUGAAUCCGAUUCAUGCGUUCUCGAUCUGUCGACGCUCACUUGGAUCCACCCUGAUCAAGGUCUCCACCCAAGGGAUAGCGGCUUGAUGUUUGAUGACGCGUGGCAAUCUGUUCGCUUGCGCUCAGUCGCGGGACACACGCUCGAAGGUAUGCUCGCCUUUGGAGGGUGCGAACUUGGUUUCAUGAGACAACCCACGCCCAUCGCGAAGAUGGACUUCCUCAUACUCGGGCCGACACCGGGCGUUGGAUGUUCCCGGAGUCCCAGAAAUAAGCUAUUGUACUACGCAGCAGCGCCGAUUGGCAAGUUACAAAGGGAUUCUUGGAGGAGUUUGUUUCGGACGGCGUCAGAGAGAGUGUCUAAAUACCGCGUCCGUGGAUUUCAUCGAAUCGUCAUCGACGGGAGGGAACGGCGUGUGAUGCUGCUGGAACAUCGCGAUGGAUCGAAGGGCGGCCUCGUGUCGGUUCGCCACAUAGGCAAUCAUGGCAGCUUUUGCGAUGAACGCUGGUCCUUUUGGUACGAGGAUAGCGACUCAGAUUUCCACUCAUCCUCAGCAUCAGACGAGGAUAGCGAUUAG